Messenger RNA from Sordaria macrospora k-hell, 375 nucleotides. RefSeq lists its product as uncharacterized. Lineage: Eukaryota; Fungi; Ascomycota; Sordariomycetes; Sordariales; Sordariaceae. The record is from RefSeq and is a predicted model, not a curated record.
AUGGAUCAAAGCAACCCCUUGGCCAACCUCAUACUUUCGACUUUCGAUGUCGAAAAGAAUUGUACGGCAGCUGGAGCGUUUGCGGCACAUAUUUUACAGUUUUGGGACGAUGAAGACAGCUUUCCGUUGCUCUCUCUUCGAGAGCUCGUUACUUUCUGCAGUAACACCACCAUCGCCAAUAUUACGGAUGGAAACCUCGUCGACUGGUACGGCUUCACCGACGCUACUGCUGCCGACUCUCUCAAGGACUUCGUGGCGGGAAUGAGCAAUGCCUGCCAGCCAGACUUUUGCAGGAACUUGGAGUGGGAGGGAAACCCGGACUUGGCCGGUAUUGGUGUGAGUUUUACUCUUGCGCAAUCAGCACAGAGGUUUUGA